Messenger RNA from Moneuplotes crassus, 1150 nucleotides. The record is from the annotation of a GenBank genome assembly. NCBI's taxonomy places the organism in Eukaryota, Ciliophora, Spirotrichea, Euplotida, Euplotidae.
AUGUUCUUAUCUGAAGAAGAAAAAGAGCCUAUGCAAAUGUUUGGGCUUGGUAGUAUAUUUAACCACUCAGAUGAAGUUUUGAUUCCUGAAGAUCCCUUGAUUGCUCAGGAUCUUUGUAGCAAAAAUUGAGAUUCUUUUUCUGCAAAUUUGAAAGAACUAGAACAAUCAUUUUCCUCCUCCAAAGAUGAAAAAUCGAACAUAAAAGUGUCGAUAAAAGAAAAAUAGAGAAAAAGGUAGGAUACGAUCCAAAAUUUCUCGUGAGAGAAAGAAGCAAUAUAUCCAAGAACUCGAAAUAAAAGUUAAUAAACUCACUAAGGAAAACCAGAGACUGGUGGCACUUCUCAUGCAACAGAAAAGUAAUACUAAACCUGAAUCAGGGCCUGACAGAAUACUCACAGACAUUCAAAUUGAGCUGAAGAAAAAUAUUGACCAAUUAUCUAAUUUAGACACAGACGACUCUAAAAAUGAAACUCAUCCGACAAUUAAUGGCUUUUGCAGGCAACAAGGAAAUGAUUUAAGAAAGAAAUUUGCUUGUUUUCUAGAUCAAACUUUUAAACUAAUUAUCAACCAUCCAUAUCCCGCUCCAAGAUUCAAAUAUUGGAAAGGGUGGACUAAAGAGUAUUCUACAGACUAUGAAACCAUUAAAAAGUUAAACAGGUGUUCCAAGUAUAAGGUCCCUGAGUUCAUCCAGAAGCAUAAUAUUUCUGAGCUAGACCAAUUCGUAGCAUCUUUAAAGCCAAGUCAAAGGCAGUUUAAAUACUUGAAACUUGUAUUGAAGAAAGAGUUCCAGGUCAAGCAAAAGAUCUCGGAAGUUAUUAACAUGCUUUUAAGAGCCAAGAAGUUGAUCCACGAAGCUAAUUUUGACCUUCUCUGUUGAUCUUGAUUGAUAUUCAGAUCGAACAUAUUCACAGACAAGGUGCUAAUGCAGUCGAGGUUUGCUGAGAACUUUCUCGUCGAGGAAAAUGCCUUUGAGAACAUCUGGAACAUAAAAACAGUCCCCAAAAUCUACAAGGUAGAUCUUCGCAAGGAUGAGUACCUUGGCAAACUUGCUAAAAAUCAGUUGUCAAAGUCUGACUACAGCGUUGAAUACAACUUCCAGGAUUUUAUUAGAGCUGAAUAGGGGUUUCUCGAUAUAAUAUUUUUCAAUAUU